Messenger RNA from Elaeis guineensis (African oil palm), 1508 nucleotides. Its product is annotated as leucine-rich repeat receptor protein kinase HPCA1. The record is from RefSeq and is a predicted model, not a curated record. Gene Ontology annotation, biological process: protein phosphorylation. NCBI's taxonomy places the organism in Eukaryota, Viridiplantae, Streptophyta, Magnoliopsida, Arecales, Arecaceae. Gene Ontology annotation, molecular function: ATP binding; protein kinase activity.
GAAAACCUUUCUAAUCCACGCCACCAUCAUCACCAACUAAAUAAGGAUGAAGAGCGCCCCCAUAUUCCUAUUAAUUCUUUCCUUCACCAUUGUUGGAUCACAGACUGAUUCAGACAAUGACACAGAUAAUGGUUACAUUAAGAUCAAAGUUAGUGAUGCGAAAAGCAUACUAGCUUGGUUCCUUGGAUUAAUGGGAAUAAUUGUUCUAGUUGUUCUUGUCAAAUUUGUGAGAAGGUUUGAUAAACGCAAAGAAGGCAAAUUGAUCAGUACAUGGUCAGGUCUCUAUAGAUUCUCCAAAGAAGAGAUUGAGAAAGCUAUAAAUUAUGGGCAUACCAAGGUACGUCUUGGCUCAGGAAGUGCUGGCCAAGUCUACCAGGGCAUCCUUCCAAGCCGGCAGCUUGUAGCAAUUAAGCACAUUUACAGGACUGCAAUGUCUGGUUCUUUCAUGAGGGAAGUCGAAGGCCUCUCCAAAAUUCGACACUCCAACUUAGUCUCCCUCUUUGGCUUUUGUGAUGAAGGAGGAGAACAAUACUUGGUUUAUGAGUACUGCUCUAAUGGAAACCUCGCCCAAAAUCUCUUGAGAAGCGACUCCGUUCUUUCAUGGGAUCAAAGAGUCAAGAUAUUAAGAGAUUGUGCACUUGUUCUGAGGUUUCUCCAUUUUCACCCUGAUGGUUGUAUCGUUCAUAGGGACAUCAAGCUGACUAACAUCCUAUUGACGGAGAAUAUGGAGUCAAAGCUUUCAGACUUUGGUUUAGCAAAGGUGUUGAACAUGGAGGAAAGCAAAGUGUUUACAGAUGUUAGAGGAACCAUCGGCUACAUGGAUCCUGAAUACAUGACAAAUGCCAGGCUCACUGGUGCCAGUGAUAUUUAUAGUUUCGGUAUAGUGGCCUUACAAAUUCUUUCAGGGAGGAAGGUGAUAGAGUUGGAUAUCGCGGCACGAGAUACUCUAACGAGAAAGGCCAAGGAUGUGCAAAUGAAGAAACGACCACUUGAUGAUUUCAUGGACCCUCGCCUUAAAGGAGAGGUUAAUUUGAGGGACUUUGUGUCCAUUUUGGGUAUUGCAGUUCUGUGCGUUGCUAGUUCAAGCCGAGGUCGUCCUACAAUUAAGGAGGUCUUUGAUGAAAUGGAUAGGGCAUGGAAGAACACAAUAGCCAACAUGCAUUCUACGGUAGAGACAGGUAGUUACAAAUCAUCCAUGACACAACUUGCAUAUCCUGAAGUGAUUGAGGUAUAAAAGUAAGCGAUUACCUAUGAGUUUCUAUCGUUCAAGUCCAAGGUACAGAGGCCUCUUACACUUAUAAGAUUACCAUGCUAAUUAUGUACAAUUAUGUACAUGCUUUUCACAUUUGGAUUACAAAAUGUAAAUGUUUAAUCCAAGAGAUACUUGUCUAGAGAAUAAACUCUUGGAGCAAAAGUGUUUUGAUUUUCCUUUUCAAUCACUACCCUGAUGAUUAAAUGUUAAAAUAUCAUGGAUGAAUGUUGCAAUUGGACGUUUUAUCCACAUCAAA